Molecule: messenger RNA, 702 nt
Organism: Aureobasidium musti
Lineage: Eukaryota; Fungi; Ascomycota; Dothideomycetes; Dothideales; Saccotheciaceae
Source: the annotation of a GenBank genome assembly
AUGUCUCGCCGCUACGAUUCACGAACAACCAUCUUCUCGCCUGAGGGCCGUCUCUACCAAGUCGAAUACGCUCUUGAGGCUAUCUCGCACGCCGGAACUGCUUUGGGUAUCUUAGCAAAGGAUGGCAUUGUCCUGGCCGCCGAGCGCAAGGUCACCAGCAAGCUGCUCGAACAAGACACAUCCGCCGAGAAGCUGUACACCCUGAAUGAGUUCGUCGACGCAUCUCAUUUAUGUCUCACUAUCGAUGCUGACCUCUUUGAAGUNAACAUGAUCUGCGCCGUCGCUGGAAUGACCGCCGAUGCCAACAUCCUCAUCAACUACGCCCGCUCAGCUGCCCAAAACUACCUCCUCACCUACAACCAAGAGAUUCCUUGUGAACAGCUCGUCCGCCGCCUGUGCGAUCUGAAGCAAGGUUACACUCAACAUGGUGGUCUGCGUCCCUUCGGUGUUUCGUUCAUCUACGCUGGUUACGACGACCAGCGCCAGUUCCAACUCUACCAGAGCAACCCCAGUGGCAACUACGGUGGUUGGAAGGCUACCAGUGUUGGCGCAAACAACGCCAGCGCUCAGAGUUUGCUCAAGCAAGACUACAAUGACGAGUGCUCAUUGAGAGAAGCCUGUGGUUUGGCCGUCAAGGUCUUGAGCAAGACUAUGGAUUCCACAAACCUCAGCAGCGAAAAGAGUACGUUCCGUUUUCGAUAA